Molecule: messenger RNA, 3005 nt
Organism: Drosophila teissieri
Lineage: Eukaryota; Metazoa; Arthropoda; Insecta; Diptera; Drosophilidae
Product: 3-oxoacyl-[acyl-carrier-protein] synthase, mitochondrial
Exons: 1
Coding region: 33-1352 (439 amino acids)
Biological process (GO): fatty acid biosynthetic process
Molecular function (GO): 3-oxoacyl-[acyl-carrier-protein] synthase activity
Source: RefSeq, a predicted model, not a curated record
CCCGGUCUCACUUACGUGAUCAUGUAAACGAAAUGCGAGUUUUAGGAAAGUGCAAUAUCUUGGUCAGGCAGUACCGUAACUUAUCCACGCAAUCUGGCCGCCGGAGAGUGGUGGUCACGGGAUGUGGAGCAGUCACACCGCUAGGCAACAAUGGACCGGAAUCCUGGCGACGCAUCCUGGCCGGCGAGUCGGCUAUUUCUCGGCUAAGUCCGGAGUUCAAGGGAUUGCCCUGCCAGGUUGCGGCUCAAAUCCCGAGGGAAAACCUACAGCUGGACCAGCACCUGACCAAGUCGGACAUAAAGCUGAUGAGCCCCGCCACACAGUUGGCCGUAUUGGCGGCGGAGGAGGCCUUGGCCACCGGAAAGCUGUGCCCCAAGCAAUUAAGCGAGGAAGAGCUUGAGCGGUUUGGAGUAUGCGUUGGCAUGGGAAUGUUCGACCUGGCAGAGGUCUAUGGAGCCUGGAACCAGCUACAACGAGGCUACAACAGAGUUAGCCCAUUUUUCGUGCCCAGGCUGUUGCCCAGCAUGGCGUGUGGUCACAUCAGCAUGCGAAAUGGCUUAAGAGGACCGAACCAUUCGGUGUCCACAGCCUGCGCCACUGGGGCCCAUGCUCUGGGGGAUGCUAUGCGGUUUAUUCGCAGCGGAGAUGCGGAUGUGAUGCUGGCGGGGAGUGGCGAGGCCUGCAUAGACCCCCUCUCUAUCGCUGGGUUUUGCAGACUGCGGGCUUUGAGCACCGCAUUUAACGAUAAUCCGGCGGUUGCGUCCAGACCGUUUGACAAAUCACGAGAUGGCUUCGUAAUGGGCGAGGGCGCAGCUGUCCUUUUGCUGGAAGAAUUAGAGCACGCCCGCGCUCGGGGAGCUCCUAUUCUAGCCGAGAUUCUGGGCUACGGAUUAUCCGGUGAUGCCUAUCACAUAACCUCGCCAAGCGAUGAUGGUGCCGGAGCCACUCUUGCCAUGAAGCGGGCAAUACAGGAUGCUGGGAUUGCACCAGAGGAUAUUACCUAUGUAAACGCUCACGCAACUUCCACGCCUACCGGGGAUCGCAUUGAGUCACACGCUAUAGGUCGUGUUUUUGGGAAACACACUCCCCAGGUAAGGGUUUCCUCCACAAAGGGAGCGCAUGGCCACCUGUUGGGCUCCUCCGGCAACCUGGAAGCCCUUUUUGUGGUGCUAGCCUGCGCGGAGAACAAGAUUCCGCCCUCCAUCAACAUAGAUCAUCUCGAUGUGGACGUCAAUGUGAUCACGAAAGCUACUAAAUGGUCAUCAGACCAAAAACGACGCGUUGCCCUCAAGAAUUCAUUUGGCUUCGGAGGAACCAAUGCUUCCCUCUGCAUUGCUAGCUACAUUGAAUAGUAGCUAAGAGUUGUUACCUAUUUUUUAAAGACCAAAGAAAAUAAAAUCCUUGAAUGUUUGCAUAUUUUUAGGAAAAAUGUUUAGUUUUAAAACUUUAUUUGGAAAACUUUUUCGGUUGCUUGUCUGGCCGUAACGUCGUCGUCUUCGUCAGUUUCUUGCUCUGUAAAAAGGAUUAUGCGUAAUGUUCUUAUUCAAUGCGCCAUGUAUGUACUGUUAUACUGUAUAUAAUAUAUAUAUAUAGGUAUAUAAUUAUGUAUAUAGCUCUGUUUGAUUUGCUUCUGUUGCUUGUCGCUGUUUGUUAUUGCUGUUUUGCUGCCUGAAUUCGCCGCCUUUUGUUUGAAAGCAAUGGAGUUUGUGGAAAAUUAAUGUAAAAUCAGUGGCUGAUGACUGGUUUAGCUUUCGCACGGCUUCUGAAUUUGACAAUAGUUGCAGCUUUCAAUCCGUGCACUUAUCUGACUUAACUAAUUGUUUAAUUUGAAGUGUUUUUAUUUUACAAAAUUGCUUAGGUCGUAAAAUUAAAGUAUGUUGGCUUACAAUCGAAACUCUUCAUAAUCAUUUAAUUUUAUUGGUUUUCUGUUAAUGUUCUGCUGGAUACAGCUUGCCCUGCUGCUCUACCUCUAGAGUCUAGACAUUCCUUGCUAUCUCCGUGUAAUCAUAUACUUUGAAUUUAUAUGCGGCUUAGAUUCGUACUAAUUAUAUGCGUAAAUAAUGUGCUAUAUGUGGGUGUGGGUGAGGGGUGUGUGCAGGCAUGUGUUUGUAAUAGCUCUUGAAUGACCAAACUUUCGUUUGUUACAUAAAUUAUAAACACUUUAUUCGAAAUUUAACUUUUUAAUUUUAGUUUUUACUGUACAGUUUGUGGUUUACGUUGUUCAUUUUAGUUACAGCAGAAAUCAUUGUGUUUUCAUUACUUAAUUUUGCACGUCACAUUCAUUAACAUUGUUAAAUUUCUCCACUCCUUAAUUUAUAUCGCUCAAACAAUUAUAAAUAUAUCUUUCGGCUUACAAUUCAAAUCUGGACAGAAAAAUAUUUUAAACUUUCGGAGGCCAUUCAUUUCCAUAAUUACGUAUCUGGUUUUAGCUUGAUUUAGAAAAUUAAGGGUGGAACUUUAGAGCGUGCUUUUAAUGUUCGACAGAACAUAUCUGAUGAACUCAACUCACAUACGCAUGUUUAAAAAAUAAUUUCAAAUUCGCUGUGUACUAAACGAAUUAACGAACUUUUGAGUUUCGCGCGUUGAAGCUUGCACCUUUAUAGGAAAGUUCAGCUUGCAUUCGGUGUGUUCAGAUUUUAAAUUUCAAAUGCAUAAAAAAUUAUAAAUAUUUUGUUGUUUCGCGUUCUGAUACUGUUACUACAGACCUUUUCACUUACUAUCUUACUAUUUGUUGUUUAAAAGACAUCUAUUUAAGCGCUAAUAAAGUGGUUUGUGGUUGCUAUCGGUUUCUGCUGUCAUAGUGAUGCUGUAACUACACUGAUCCUAAGUCGAAUGCCUGUCCACACGUCUGUGUGCCUUGUGCUGCGGGGGUAUGUACAUGGCAAGCCCGUCAAACCAGAUAAUGCUCCUAGUUGAGCAGUGCAUCCAUAGUGUAUGGAAAUGGAGGGUGUUGCUGCUCGAAUCUAUUUGCUGAAGACGAUAACAACUUGGUUGCCGAUGCUGCU